Ostrinia furnacalis (Asian corn borer) is the source of this 1159-nucleotide messenger RNA. Its product is annotated as RWD domain-containing protein 2B. Lineage: Eukaryota; Metazoa; Arthropoda; Insecta; Lepidoptera; Crambidae. The transcript has a single exon. The coding region runs from base 26 to 862 and encodes 278 amino acids. Gene Ontology annotation, molecular function: protein binding. The record is from RefSeq and is a predicted model, not a curated record.
AUGAUGAGAUGAAACCUUUGAUAACAUGAGUACAGGAAAUGUUACAGAUGACUUUGUCGGUUGUUUAACCCAACAGUUAAGUGAGUUUGAACUUUUGAAGUCAAUGUAUCCAAAUAACAAUGAUAUAGUUUUAACCGACAAUAAGAGUUUAGAUGCAAUUCAAAACUUUUUGGAUAAUCCUACUGAGUAUACACCUAGUCAUCUAGACUUUACUAUAAAUUUGUUUAUAAAGGAAUUGAAAUUAGAAAUGUGCAUUAAUUUGCCAAGUUUAUAUCCUGAGGAAGAGCCAGAUAUAUUCAUCAGGUGCAAUCAGUUAAAUCGGCACCAGGAAACAAAACUCAACUAUGAAUUAUCAAAUUUUAUCAAGACAAAUCAUUUAGGAGAAGUCUGUUUAUAUGAUGCAAUAUCUUGGUUACAAGAAAAUAUUGAAAAUUUUUAUGCUCCAAGUGGUGUUUCUGAACAAAACACUGUUAAUGAAGAAACUGCAGAUGAUAAUAUAAAAGACAGGAACUAUGUGAGGCUGUGGAUUUACUCACACCAUAUUUAUAACAAGAAGAAACGAGAAGAAGUUGUUAAAAAAGCUAGAGAAUUAAAAUUAACCGGAUUUUGCUUGUCAGGCAAACCAGGUAUUGUUUGUAUUGAAGGUCAUAAUUGUGAUUGUUAUGAAUGGUGGAAAGACAUAAAAUCAAUGAAUUGGAAGAAUAUUGUUAUAAGAAAAUCUGAAGAUUUUUCAGCUCCACAAAAUAAAUUUGUAAAUUUUGAAGAAAUACAAUUAAGUAUGACAGACUUUUCCAAAUACAUGGACAAACUUGGAUUCAGUCAAACAUUUAAUGAAUUAUUUGGAUUAAUAAAUGAUAAGUAACAAUUUUAUUUAUGUAGGUAGGUACUUCUUCUUUUUUAUUUUACCCAACACAUUCACAUGUGUGUUUCGUCUUGUAUAUUCCCAGUUACCGCUAGAAGCAGUCCCCAUGAAGAUUACAGGGGUGUAUGAUUACCUCAGAUUAAGGAUCACUAAUGAUUACAAAUAAUGAAGUUACAACUCUCCAUCCUUAGCACAAGACUAGAUAAAACUUUACCAACGGGAAAUCCUACUAAUAUUUUAAAUGCGAAAGUUUGUGUGGAUGUCUGGAUGUUUGUUACUCUUUCACGCAAAAAGUAC